UUACCGACCUUUCAAUCCCUUCAAAUCUCCCCUCAUUUCUCUCUCUCUCUCCCCAAAACUCAAACCCCCAAACCCAAACCUUUCUCUCUCUCUCUAAAAAAAAAACUCUCUCUCGCUCUCUCUCUCUCUCUCUCUGAAACUCUCAAAGCUCGUUCCGAUCGUACCGAUCCAAAACCAACCAUGGCUCAGAAAACCGGAAAAGAAGAGACCGAGUUCAAGGUACACGAGAAGAUCCCUCUUUGUAUCAACAACUGCGGUUUCACCGGUAAUCCGGCCACCAACAACAUGUGCCAAAACUGCUUCAACACCUCGAAUUCACCAACAACAACAACCACCACCACAACAAACACAAACGCAUCAACAACAACAACAAAUUCUUCAUCAACAACCACAUCAUCGAACAAGAUGUUGAAGGUUCAUCAUAGAUCUAGUGCGAGUUCGUUCAGAUCUGCUACUACUAUGGAGGUGACGAGCGAGGACGUUGUUGCGACGGCGGCGGCGGCGGCGGAUCGGGUUAGAUCGGAGGGGUUCAGUUUCGGAUUCGGAUCGGAGGUGAAGAGAGAGGUGAACCGGUGCUUCGGUUGCAGGAGGAAGGUAGGGUUGACCGGAUUCCGGUGCCGGUGCGGCGAGCUCUUCUGCGCCGAGCACCGGUACACCGAUCGCCACGUGUGCAGCUACGAUUACAAAGCCGCUGGCCGCGAAGCGAUUGCGAGAGAAAAUCCGGUUGUCAAGGCAGCCAAAAUUGUCAGAGUCUGAAAUUAUUAAAUAAUAAAUUAUUAUUAUUAUUAUUAUUUUGUAGAAAUAUUCAAAAAAAAAAAAAGGUUGAAAAAGUUUCAUAGAGAUCGAGAUUCGAUCGCUACGAUCUCUCUCUCAAUCCUAGAGAAAGAGAGAAAAUCUUCGAAGAAAAAAAAAAAAAAAAGAAGAGAGAAAAAUUGUUGUAAAAGAAAAUCAAAAUUCUCUCUGAUUUUCGUUUUCUCGAUCAAUCUUUAAUUAUCUUUUUUUAUUAUUAA
This is a messenger RNA of Quercus lobata, 1010 nucleotides long. It is a transcript of the gene SAP5, whose product is annotated as A20/AN1-like zinc finger family protein. Gene Ontology annotation, biological process: protein ubiquitination. Bases 181 to 756 code for a protein of 191 amino acids. Gene Ontology annotation, molecular function: ubiquitin-protein transferase activity; zinc ion binding; DNA binding. NCBI's taxonomy places the organism in Eukaryota, Viridiplantae, Streptophyta, Magnoliopsida, Fagales, Fagaceae. The record is from RefSeq and is a predicted model, not a curated record. The transcript has a single exon.